Molecule: messenger RNA, 1713 nt
Organism: Lodderomyces orthopsilosis Co 90-125
Lineage: Eukaryota; Fungi; Ascomycota; Pichiomycetes; Serinales; Debaryomycetaceae
Gene: ILV1
Product: threonine ammonia-lyase
Exons: 1
Coding region: 1-1713 (570 amino acids)
Biological process (GO): L-threonine catabolic process
Molecular function (GO): threonine deaminase activity; pyridoxal phosphate binding
Source: RefSeq, a predicted model, not a curated record
AUGAUCAGUCUAAGACCCGUGAUGGCAUCUAGGCAAAUAUUAGCGUCAAUUAGUCUACAUCUGUCCAAAUCAUUUAUUCGAAAAAGUACCACAGUUGCAUCUGUUUCCAAAUGGCCAGAGCUAUCAGACUCAGAUUUUAUACAAAAUCCCCAAGGAAGCAAUUCGAAGCAACCGGACUACAUCAAAUUAAUUUUAACUUCGAGAGUUUACGACGUUGUUCUGGAUGCAGGUACGCCUUUAUCACAUGCAAUCAACCUAUCACGAAGAUGUGGUUCAAAUAUAUAUCUCAAACGUGAGGAUUUGUUACCAGUUUUUUCUUUCAAAUUGAGAGGUGCAUACAACAUGAUUGCUCAUUUGCAUUCUAAUGCAAAACAACCGAUGUCUGGUGUUAUUGCGUGCUCUGCUGGUAAUCAUGCACAGGGAGUUGCAUAUUCGGCUAAUAAACUAAACAUCCCAGCUACAAUUGUGAUGCCUACUCCCACCCCUUCAAUAAAGUACAGCAAUGUUUCAAGAUUGGGUUCACAGGUUGUCUUGUAUGGUGAUGAUUUUGAUUCUGCCAAGCAAGAGUGCGCGAGGUUAAGUAAGGAAAAUAAUUUGGUGAAUAUCCCUCCAUUCAAUCAUCCGUAUGUUGUCGCAGGUCAAGGUACAGUUGCGUUGGAAAUUACGAGGCAGUUGAGAUUAGAUAAAUUGGACGCCAUAUUUGUUCCAGUUGGAGGUGGUGGAUUAAUUGCGGGAGUCGCGGUGUAUUUGAAACACAUCGCGCCACAUGUUAAAAUUAUUGGUGUGGAAACAUAUGAUGCUGAUGCAUUGUACCAAUCGUUGAAAAAUAAGGAGCUGGUCCAAUUGAAUAAAGUUGGUCAAUUUGCGGAUGGAACUGCUGUCAAGGUCCUUGGAGAUGAGACCUGGAGAUUAUGCAAAGAUUUAGUCGAUGAAGUUGUAUUAGUCAAUACUGACGAAAUUUGUGCAGCUAUCAAGGACAUUUUCGAGGACACUAGAUCUAUUACUGAGCCUUCGGGAGCUUUAUCUGUUGCAGGGUUGAAAAAGUAUAUCGAGAACCAUCCAGAAAUUGAUCACAAGAAUAAAACAUACGUCCCAAUAUUGUCUGGCGCAAAUAUGAACUUUGACAGGUUGAGAUUUGUAAGUGAGAGAGCCGUAUUGGGCGAGGGAAAAGAAGUUUCAUUAGCCGUGACAAUACCAGAAAAACCAGGUGAAUUUGCCAUCUUACAACAACUUAUCAACCCAAGAGCCAUUACAGAGUUUUCGUACAGAUGCAGUGGGCUUGAGAAGGCCAACAUUUUUGUCUCCUUCAAUGUCACUGACAAAAAAGCUGAAAAACCUUCUGUUAUUGAUGCCAUGACCAAAGCGGGAUUCGAAGUUGUUGAUAUUUCGGACAAUGAGUUGGCAAAAUCCCAUGGUCGAUACUUGGUUGGUGGAAAGUCACACAUUUCGAGAACUGAGAAUGAAAAAUUAUAUCUGUUUGAAUUUCCAGAGAAACCAAAUGCAUUGUUCAACUUUUUACAGGCAUUGAAGAGUGACUGGGACAUCAGUUUAUUCAAUUAUAGAAAUCAUGGUCAUGAUGUUGGUAAAGUUCUAUGUGGAUUUAUUUUACCUGAUGGGUCAGAGGCCGAGUUUCAAGAGUUUUUGAAAAAAAUUGGCUAUACAUUUGUCGAUGAGUCAGAUAACGUCUUUUACAAGAAAUUUUUAAAAAACUAA